AUGGACUUCAAUCUUCUUACAGUAUGCAUCAUUCCGUUGACGUCUGGACAAAUCGAUAGACAGCGUAAGAAUGAUCACGGCUGGGAAAUAAAGCUGAACGUUCCAGGAGCUCCCGGGAACGAUUAUCCCACUCUGCAUGAAAUCCCACGAACAAGUUUCAAUUGUGCUGGACGAGAACCAGGCUAUUAUGCAGACCAAGAAACCAACUGCCAGGUGUUCAGAAUUUGCACCUCAGGUUCCAUUUACGGCUUCCAAUCGUUCCUCUGCCCAAACGGCACCUUGUUCAACCAAGCGUUCUUCGUUUGCGACUGGUGGAUGAACGUUAAUUGUGGAAAAUCACAGGAAGUGCAUAACAACAAUGAACGCUUCGCAAAUUUAAAACCCGGCCCACAACUUAUAAAAGAUGUCAGAAAAAUAAUAACCCAUCCAAUGAGAAAUCCCAUAAAAUCCGAAUAUUUAAGAAGUAAAGAUUUAGUACCGCAACUGUACAAGCCGCCUCUACAAGAAUUAUUUCCUAACGGAGCUUUGAUAUCUAGUCAAGAUUUAAAUAAUAAUAACGUGUAUGUACCAAGCAAAACAAGCAUUGAUGAGGAUAUUGUAUCUAAUGAUAUAAGUUUUGCUGCUUCUACAGCUUCACCGCAAUUUACUUCAUAUCGAUCAAAUCAACAAACACAAAGACUAGAGUUUAGUAAUCCAAGAACACACAAUACCCAGUACAAUCAAUUGGCUAAACCACAAUCUACGCCGAUACGAUAUUUACUUGGUACACCUAUUCCUAUCAAACAAAAACAAGUACAAUAUAACCAAAAUAAUAAAAACCAUUUAACUUAUGGCCAACGGACCUUAGAAUCCUAUAGGGUUAAUCCAAGAAAACAAUCCCCACAAAGUUUAUACCAGUUGCAGACUAACGGGAACGCAAUAAUUACAGAAGCUAAAGAAAAUCUGGUAAGUACACAAAUUCCACCAACUGUCAUAUCAAAGACAAUAGCUUUCAAAAGUAUAGUUCCCGGGGAUAAAGCUGGCGGUCCAAAAUCGAGAAUCACUUUCAAGACUUGGAUAUUAAAACCAAAAGGUAAUAAGUUAAUAGUAAAACCGAUUGCAUACACAAACAAAAAUAUUGUCCAAUCACCAUCCGAACAAGUAUCUUCGACAGUCAUCCCAUAUGUAUAUGAUAAGCCCACGCCUAGUUCUGACCUAAUAAGGAAAAGUAACGAAUAUUUUUAUACCAAACCAGUAUCUGCUAAACAAGUAACGAAUAUUCCUGUCGGUCUAUACGAUCCACCAACCACGUUUCGUCCUACUUUACCCAGUAGACUGUACCUAUCUCCAAAUCUUGACAUAGCUACGACCACAGUACCAUCCCUUUACGAAGUAUCAACUUUAAAAUCUCUCCCUAAUAUCUACUUACCACCAACCAACUCAGCCCAACUUUCAAGGCAAUAUUUAUCACCUCUUGUAAGAUCGCAACAACUAAUAAAUAAUAACGAAAAAUUACAGACAGAGUCAUCGUCGCAAACACCACAAUAUGAAUUAAUCGAACCAAUAAUAAACAAUCUGCCAUCGUUGACGGUAACUAAACACUCCAAAAUUAAUACUAAUCGCAAUAACCUUACUUUUACAGACAUAAUAACACAGGAAAAGUAUGAUAUAACCGUGAAUAAUGUAGAAAAGACCCGUAAAGCAGUAUUCGACUCGGCACCUCAAAAAAUAACACAAUAUCAAGAUAGUAAUUUUAUAAACAGCGAUUACUUAAAACGGAACGGCGAAUUUGAAAGCAAAAAGAAUUUGCCUGCUUCUAUCGCUACAAAAAGCGCCAAAUUAAUUUCAGCCCCUUCAAUUAAUCUAGAACCACCUUUUGAAAGCAAUUUACAAUAUUUUCCAUCAAAUAAAAUAACAAAUCUACCUUAUUAUAAGGAGCCUGUUAAUACUAUAGAAAGAACAGUAUCCAUAAAAAUAACAAUACCUGAAAAAAUCGCAAAAAUAUUAUUCAAGAACGAAAGUAACUCCGAAGAACUGGAAGUGUUAAAUACUGGCAGUAGUAAUUAUUAUGUAUACGCAAACAAUUUGGGUACUGAAUCUGACAACGGAUUAACUCCGAUAGGCAAGAUAUCACUUAUUAAAAAUUCUAAUAUUUCACGUUCACAGGAUUUGGUGUUCUCGUUUUUGGCAGACUCCUUAAAUGCUGCAAAACAAUACAGUAACAUUGCUACACGGACAGAACCAACAUCUACAGAAACUUCUACACAAAACAAUGAAUACAACGAUGAAGAAGAAAUAUCUAAGCAAAUAUCUCAUCUCACGUCAUUACAAUUUUCAAAUAAUAACGAUAUAAACACAUUCAAUGAUGUCCAGAGCUUACCCCAAAACAAGGAUAUUAAUCAGCUAUCAAAACAUAGACAACACAAUGAAAAUAACCAACAGGUACAUCAACAAUCAUCUAGAUUAGUGACGUCGAGUUCACAAAAUCCAAAUCAGCUAAUAAGACAAGAGACAAACAAAUUUGCUAACCUGCUACAAAAUCCUAACCAAAUAUACAGUGGUCAACUAUAUCAGUUACCUGUACCCGAUGUAACACGUGAAUUCUAUAAUUCGCCUAAAAUCCAACCAUCAAUCAAUCAGAACACUCAACAAAGGAUAAAGUCACAAGAUUUCAUAAAACAACAAAACAGCAAGCUAACUAAAGGGACUGAUGUAGAAUUACUACCAUCACCGUUUUCAAAACAUCAACAAUCAUCACCCAUUGAGCGAUUAAAACAAAACGAUCUUUCCACAAACUUUGACAAUCUACUAUCAUCAGGUAAUGGAAUAACUGCACAAGUGAAAGAUAGUAUUGUCGGGUCACUGCCUCAUCCAUCUGAAAACGACAAAUUAUUGACAUACAAAAAGGACCAAUCGUAUUAUAUUUUUUCACAGCUUCACAAUAAUAAGGAGAAUCAAUUUCAUAAGACACAUAGUGCUAAUUUGGAGAUCGUUCCAUCUAUAGCAUACAAGUUGAAAGAUCAGGUACAAAAUAACGAGUUCCGUCGACCUGGAGACGAAUAUUUUACUUCGAAACAGUCGUUAACUACUAAUGUUGAUUAUACUGUAAACCAUCCCAUAAAUUACGGUGAUAGACUAAGCAAUAGUCAAUUUAACAGUCCAUAUUCACAACAAAAUCAACGUCUAAUAAAUAACGAUGAGAACUCGAGGAUAGAAGAUUUAGACAGCAAGGAACCCAAUGGUUAUCCAAAAAUAUCACCACAACCCAAGUUUAACACUUGA
Molecule: messenger RNA, 3261 nt
Organism: Leptosia nina
Lineage: Eukaryota; Metazoa; Arthropoda; Insecta; Lepidoptera; Pieridae
Source: the annotation of a GenBank genome assembly